CUGGGCUGAGCAGUGUGCCCCAGAGGCCUGGAAAGGCUUCAGACCAUCAUUUACUUUCUCUCUGCGUUCUCCUGAAUGUUCUGUUGAAUGGCAGGGAGGGCAGAACCACAGGAUUCCAUGGUCAUAGGUCCUGGAACCCAGGGUCAGCCUAGCUCGCCUAGCUCAGCACACCUGUCUGAACCCCGAGCGCCAGCAAGAGGGCUUUUCCUGUAGGCACCUCUGGCAGGUAGGCGCAGGCAGGCGGCUGUUACAGCUGUCCAGCAGGGGUGGAGGUGGCCAGCAUACACAGGAGACUGGAGAUGGCAGUCGUGAGGUCAGCUGGUGCAUGGCUGGGACACCAUAGUGCACAGACCCGCUCUGGACCCAUCUGUCCUAUUGUAUUGACCCUGGGCUGGAAAUAACACGUACUAGGUAGGCCCUGUGCUGCACAUACAUAGUCUCAGCUACUCAGGAGGCUGAGGAAGGAAAGUCUGAGGUCAACUGGGCAGUUUAUCAAGAUACUGUCUCAAAGGGCCCUCAGGGUGUCACUCAGUGGUAGUGUUUGCCUAGAACGUGCAAGAUCUGAGUUCAAUCCCUGUGACUGCAAAGAAGAAGGGAGAGAAGAGACACAUGCUGGCCUUAACCCGACAGGGAACUGUCCACCUGUCUGCAGCCAAGAUGAGAGAGGAGGCCAAGGGGUGAGUGCUGACAGCGCCCCUGGGCCAGUCCGCUUUGCUUAUUCUCCGCACUGAACCUGGCGCCUUCAAAGAGGUGGCCUGGGCAGUCCCCGUAAGAGACUCCAUGCGUGGUUGGUGGAUGACCAUCCAUCCUCAGGGCUCAUCUGUCUUUGUCACCCCAGCUCCCGCCAGCAUUCCCACUCAUCCAGGUUGCUUGCUAGCUGGAGUGCCCCUGACACAUCCACAAAUAGCUCAGGCCCUUGUUGGGUAUUUGUGGGCAUAAGGACAGGAAGCUGUGCCCCGAGGACUACCCCAGGUCCCGAUGAACUCUGCCCACAGAAAGUAGCAGUAGCCUGGCAUCUCAGGGUGAUCAAGGUCAAUUAACCUCAUUGAUUUCACAACUACUUUUUUCCGUUUGCUUGCCAACCCACUGGUCCUAGGAGUUUAGAGUGACCAGGUAGUGUCUGUGGCUUCAGAUGCCAAGGAGUCCCUUACACUGUUCCCUGGAAGAUGCCCCUUCCCUUGGCUUUUUUGGUUUUGUUUUUUUGGUGCCGGGGAUUAAACUCAGGAUCUCUUACACUUGUCAAGCAGGCAUUUAAGCCGCUGAGCUAAACCCCCAGCCCCCGCUCCUUCCCUUGGAAAACAGGCUCUCUGAUUCACCAAAUUCAUCACAGAGAUGCACAGCACAGGUUCUGCAAGUUGGUGGGGAGGUAUGCUGUGGCCUUUGGUCAAGUUGUGAAUUGCUGACUUCACUGCAAGGAAGGAGCCCGCUGUAAGCAAUGUGCCCUGGUGGCCAGCUGGUCCUGCAGGCCUGGCACCCUUGGAGGCGCCAUUACCCAUGCGGAGUAGCUGUAUUAGUUUUCCACUGUUGAGACAGAAAAUGUGUCACACAAUUUCAAGGCUGAGUAUAUUUUGGCACAGUCCUUGGCUGGCUCUGAGGUGGAAACACCACAGCAUGAGAGCACUGUGGAGGAGACUGCUCACCUUUUGAUGCCCAGAAAGCAGAAAACGGGGAAGAGCCCAAAAGAAAGCAGCCAGUAGCCAGAUCCUGACUUCAGGGUCCUGUUCCCAAAACCUACCAGACACACCUAGAAGUGAGCCUCCCCAAUCUCCCAGGCAUCUCAUGCUAAUCAUGCUGACAAAUAAGAUGAACCACUGCAAGCCCAUCCCCUGUCAAUUUGGCACAUAAACACAUAGCUAAACCACACUUAAUCCCCAAAUGCAGACAAUACCAUGGUCACAAUUCCCAGUGCCCUGCAGCGCUAACCCUUUCCCCAAAUGUCAGCAGUCUCAGCAUCGCUCCAGAGACUGAAUCCAAAGUCCCCUCUGAGACUCAAGGCCAACUCUAAACUGCUCCCUGUGAAAUUCACAAAGCAAGUUAAUGCUCCCGAGAUCCAGCGGUUCCUCCCAUCCCAAAGGGAGUAAUGGGGAACAGAAAAGAGCAAGACUCAAACUUGGCAGGACAAACAUUAAGCCGUAUACCUCUACAUCCAGGACCCUGGGCCAUGGCAGCACAAUGUGAGCCCCAGAGCGCUUGGGCAGCCCUGCCCCUGUGUCCUUGCCAGUUGCAGCCCACAUGGCCUCUCUCCUAGGCCGGCUCUGCAUGCUGUAGCUUUCCUCGGAGACACUCCAUGCCUGGCAUCUCCAGCUCCCGACGUCUCCUUUGCAGCUCCAGCAGCCUCACACGCUGUCCUCUUAGGGGCUCCCGGCAGGGACUCUGAUCCUGGCCCACAAUGUCUGGCUUCCCCAGCCUGCCGCUGAAUGUUGUGGAAUCUUCUGUGACCCCAAAGCCCGCAUCAUAGGGAUGCUGUCAGAGGCCAGGGACCCAAGGUCCUGCUUCCAGGACUCACCUAGAUGGGAGCUUUACUAGACUAUCAGUCUGUCACACCAAUCAAGUUGACAAUUAAGAUUAACCAUUACAACUGAGUGUAGUCGCUCACGCCUAUAAUCCCAGCACUCAGAAGGCUGAGAGUUCGAGGCCAGCCUGAACUACAUAGCAAGACCCUAUCACAAAAACAAAAACAAAACAAGAUUAACCAUUAUAGCUGCUCAGAUUACAUCUCAGGCACUUGAGGCUGCGUACUGAAAACGCUGACCUCCCUUAGGCCUGCAGACAGCCAGUUUGUGGCAGGAACAGCUGAAAAGAUUUGGCAUCUCUGUUUUCAUAUUGUGUUUGUCCCCUUUGACUGCGGACUUCACCUUUGACUACAGACACCUCCCGGCCACCAUGACCAGCCACACAGGACCAGGAAAGGAGCAGAAAGAGGUGGCACCCAGGUCUUGGAAGAUCUCCGCCGAUUUCAAGAAAAGACACGAACAGUCUUUCCUUUCGUUAGCCUGUCUCUCUCCACCACCCCGUCCUGGGCCUAGGAUUCCUCAAUUCCUUUAGCGUUGAGAGGCUGAUUUGAGAGCAGAAACUCUAUUCCUUGGUGACUCAAUAAACCUUAUUUUUUUUUUUUGUCACUGUGCCUUGAGUUGUUGGCUUUGUCAAGUGAAUUCCAAAUCAGACCUUCCCUCCUUAAAGUGUCCCUUUAUGCACUGAGCUACAAAACAUGGUCAUUUCCAGGUUUUAGACAUUUCUGUAUCUUAGAAGCAAAGAGUAAACAGCACUGGUUCCUUUAUUCUCUGUGUGGGCAUGGAGCAGCCUAUAGACACUCUGCGUGUUUAUGUGAGAGAAAGCAGGCAGAUCCAGGGUUUCCCAAUAAUCAAGAUGUCUCACGGCAUCAGACCAAAGAUCACCAAACCUUACAUACGUAAGAAGAAAAACAAGAACAACAAAAACAGGAUUUUUAUUUGUUUAUGAAUAUCUUUUGUACUGCAAGUCAGCUUUAUAACUGGAUAUAAUGUCAAGAGCGUCCAGGCAUGAUUCUGAGCUUAUGGCGUGGUGGCUCAUAGCUGUAACCCCAGCACUCUGGGAGGCUGAGGCAGGGGAUCACAGGUUCAAGGCCAAGCUAGACAACUGGGAGACGCAGUGAAAACCUGUCUCAAAAUAAAACACUCGGUCUGGGUAUAGCUCAGUGCAAAGGCCCUGAUUUAAAAAAAAAAAAUCUCUCUCUCUCUCUCUCUCUCUCUCUCUAUAUAUAUAUAUAUAUAUAUAUAUAUGUAUAUAUUUAAUUCCUAAGGCAUAAUCAUACAUUUCAUAUGUGUUCGUGAAAUAAGAUAAACAUUAUACUUAAUCUCAUAGGAGUCAGGAUUAAAGGUUUUCUAAAUAUUGUAUGAAGCAUUACAAAUCCUUGCUGUAUCAACUCAGUCUCAGUAUUAAGCUACUGACCUCUGUAUGAAAUACACAUGGUGGUACAAACCUAUAAUUUCAGCACUCAAGAGGCUGAGGCAGGAGGAUUGCUGUAGAGUUCAAACAAACCAUAAUGAAGUAUAAACAUUCCUGAAAAUCAAUAUAAAAAUUUGUCCCAUGAAACAGCAGAAUAGAAAUACACAAUUUUCUUGAUUUAAGUGGUCAAAAGUCAAACAAGUAUGCUGAUUCUCUCUCUUUUUGAGACGGGGUCUCGCUGUGCAGGGCAGGCUGGCCUUGAGCUCACUUUGUAGCCCAGGCUGGUCUCGAACUCGCAACGAUCCUCCCGCCUCAGCCUCCCGAGUGCUUACAGGUGUGAGCCACCACGCCCGGCUCUGAUUCUCUCCUAAAAUUAGGGGUGCACGUCUUCAGCAGUCUACAUGAGGAAGAAACCGAAAAAGGCACUUACCAAAGAUCCUUCCGAUCAGGAAGGACUAUAUUCUAAGAAGUACUUCAGAAGAACAGGUAAUUCUAGGAUUAUAGACAAGAAGUACUAGAAGACUUCAGGAGAUGUUUCAGCUUUUAGAUCUGGGAUGUUGACUAAACCACUGAAGUGUGAUAUCCUUAUUAUCUUUUCCUUUGCAAGACAUUGAAUAGCCCCAAAUUUCUCUAUCCUGAAUAGCAGAUUCAUUUUCCCCAACUAGUUGUUUGUCAUCUGAGGUGACUGAAAGAUCCUUCUUGUUUCCAAGCAUGUGCCCUCAGAUUAUGAAUGAUCAGAGUCAUUCUAGAAGAUUAUGUAGUUCAUUUGAGGGUGCUUCUGUCUUUUCAUGGUCUCUGGUGUCCACCAUGUCAGUGGUAGGGUUGCCCUCCCAUAUCCCAGGUCUUUACUGUGACCAUAACUUUAGUAACUUUCCUCCUGUCGAAGCCCACUGUGGGUAUCCUGUCUUUGCUGAAUGCUCCUAAUCCAGUAACACAGACCAAGGGAGUCUUGACCAAGCAGACCCAGGCCAGCAGGUGGCAGAGCCCAGAAGGGAGCCCAGAAAGCUGACAACUUCCAUAGGAGCAGCCUCAGCUGCGACCCCUCCCCAUAAUAGCUCUUGGCCUUGUACAACCCAAUGGCGAGGAUGAACUCUUUAUGUAAUAACCCUAGCCAGGUUUGUGAUUUACAGUGAUCUGUCACAUUCUGUUCGCUCUUGUUUACUCUGCUACACAGAAUUUUUAAGUUUGAGGCUGUCCCAUUUUUCUGCGCUGUCUUUUGGUGAUCCCUCUGCCUUGGGUGUCAUUUCCAAGGACUCACUGCCAGUUCUACUGGGAUGAUGCUUUUCCCUGAUGGUUUCUUCCAUCGGUUUCAUAUCUUUUGGGUCAUAUGAUUGGAUCUCUCAUCUAUCUGAGUUCAUUGCUGUGUAUAAUGCAAGACCCUUGUCUGACUCCAUUGUUUGGCCCAAUAUUCCCAACACCAUUUGUGGAAGAGACUUUCCUUCCCCCUGUUGCUGAAGACCCUUUUGUUGUGGAAAAUGGGACCAAAGCAAAUGGGAGACACUCAGCACUGAGGAACUUGGAAGGCAGACAACUGUUUCUACCACCGGCCUGAUGGUAAUCUCAGUUCCGAAUCAUUACCCUAUCUUGGGGUUAAGAAAAGGUUCCGACGUGUUGGUAACAGGAAACGUAACAGACUGGCAGGAAGCACUAAGCAGGCUGCUAACAAGACUUCCUAUAGUUGGUUACAUAUUGUCUUGUCACUUGUUGUUAGGCAGAUUUAGUUCCAGAAAGUUGGUUGGGAAUUUUCUAUUCUGUAGUAGGAGGAGGGUCAGGGCUAGGGCGAGGGUCAGGGCUCCCUUCCCAGGAAGGGAAGGUCUGACUGUGUUAGACCAAGCCCAGCUGUCUCUAGAUCAGCCAACCUGAUUGCCUUGAAACUUCAGAGUGGGUUAGUGCAAGACAUACUUCUGGGGUCAGGGGUUUAGCUCAGUGGUGUAAGUGCCUGCUUGGCAAAUGUGAGGUUGUGAGUUCGAUCCCUGGCACCAAAAGAAAAAAAAAAAAGAUGCACCCUUGUCUGAGUUACACUUAUCUUACAUGCCACAGCUGGCACUGGACUGCAAGGCUGGUGGAGUUUUACCACUUUCUAAUUAUGGGUACGGGCUGUGUCUGCCUUUUUAUGACCUUCAAUAAGUGGCAGACUUACCUUUUCCUUUACCAUUUGCUUUACACUUUAGCCAUACUCUGAACAUUUAUUUCUGGAUUCUGUCAGCCUGUUUAGUUUCAGUGUCUGUCUUUAUGCCAGUACCACACCCUUUUGAUUACUGUAGUCUGUAACAUGUUUUGAAAUCGGAAAGUGAAAGUGUCCAUCUUUGUUCUUUCCCCAAACCCGUUUUGACAAUUUAGGUUUCCUUUAGAUUCCCUUAGAAUUUUAGGAUGCUUUUUUUUUCUGUUUCUGAAAAACAAAAGUGCUACCAUUGGAAUUUUGAUAAGAAAUCUUAAAAAUAUGUAAACUGCUUUGGGAAGUGCUGGUAUUUUAUGGCUUUUCCUUUGUGUCUUUUCAAUUUCAGCAGUUUUCUGUAUCGAGGUCUUUUUAUCUGUGUUUUUCAUCUCCAUAGUGAAAUUUACUUCUAAGUGUUUUACUUAUUUUAUUUUUGUUUUUAGUUUUUGAGUCGGGGUCUUGGUGCAGAGUUCAGAGUGGCCUUCAACUCAUGGCAAUCUUCCUGUCUCGGCCUUCAAAGUGCUGGGAUAAGAGGCAUGCACCACCAUAACAUGUGGCUUUCUUCCUAAUUUCCUUGGAGCCUGAGCUUUGGCUCAGCCACAUUGCUCCCCUCUAAGUGUGUAGAAAUGUAACCAGUUUUGUUGCCGGAGUUUUGCAUCUGCCUGGUGGGCCAGUGACCUGUGUUGUACUUGCUCUGCGUAGCAGCGUGUCAACGCUGGGAUCCUCCAGGGGAAGAUUUUCCAGGUAUUUACCGAAGGGACUCCCUUACGUGCGCAUGCGUGGAUCUACGCGUGCGUGACUGUGCGUGACUGUGCGUGAGCGGGCUCCGCCCCCCCCCCCCCCGAAGCUGCGACCUCCCGCCUGCCGGGCCUCUCCCUCUCCCCAGCCCCGCGCGGGCCUAGCCGACUGCGUACUAACAGUUCGCGAGUGCUGACUGCAUUUCAUCACUUUUGUUGUUAUUUUAAGUGUGAUGUCGCUCCCCCUUCCGAAAAGUAUAAAAUGGUCAACAAUGAAAACCACAGAAGAAACUUCAGGGAUCGAACUCACAACCUCACACUUGCCAGGCAGGUGCUUAUGCCACUGAGCUAAGUCCCCGGCCCAGAAGAAACUUUUUAGUCAUCUUUUCUCAUAUACUAAUUAUGAAAUUUCAUUGUUUGUUACACUCAUUAGAGCGCUAGGACACCCACCCCCAAAAGAACUCUGUGACAAUCUUGAGUAAACAUUGGCAGGUGACAUCCCUGGCACUUUCUUAAUUUAAUUCAAAUGAUUUUAAUGUUUUUCCAUUUAUAAUAUUUACUGCUAUCUUUCUCGUAAAAAUAUUUUCUGUUUCCUUAUUUUUUACUGCCAUUUUGCUUAAUGUUUUAAUAAUGACUGAUUCCUGUCAAGAUCUUUUUAGCCUUUAUUGAUAUGAUUGUAUAGCUUUUCUUCUUUAUUAUGUUGUAGAAUGCAUUAUAUUAGUUUCUUGACAGAAGAAAUUCAUAUUUUUAGAAUAAACUGAAUCAUACUAUAUCAUUCGGUAGUACUUUAACUAUUUUUAAAUAUUUAUGUUUGCAUCAUAAGUAAAAUUUAAUCAUGAAAUUUCUUUUUUUUUUUUGCUGUCUUUAGAGGGCUUUUUAAAAUUAAGGUAUCUCUUCAUGGCCAGGGACUUAGCUUAGUGGCACAAGAGCCUGCCUAUCAAGCGCAAGGUUGUGAGUUCAGUCAGUCCUACCAAAAAAAAAGUAUCUUCACACUUUAAAUUGGGAGAAUUUUCCAUAUUUUUCUAUAAUUUGUAAUCAUUUGCUAACACUAAAAUUAUAUAUUUAAAGCUUGAUUGAUUGUGAAUAGAUUUAUUUGGUCAUAGUGUUUUUACUUUUUUUUAAAGUGUUGUACUUUAUAGAUUCCUCCAUGGUACUAGAUCUACACAUGUCUUCUGUUUCUUCUUAGGUCAGCUGGUGUUAAUUAGGGACUUGCUCAUUUUCUCCAAGUUUUCAGAUUUGUUUCCUUAAGUAGACCUGUAAUAUUCUUCUUUUUUUUUUUUUAUCGGUACCAGGGCUCGAACUCAUGACCGCCUGCUUGCAAGGCAGGUGCUAUGCCACUGACCUAAUUUCGCAGCCCCAUGUAAUAUUCUUCUAAUUCUUUCAGUAUUUACUUUAUCAGGGUUAUAUUUAUUUUUUCAUAUCUUGUAUGUUUUUGCUGUCAGUUUUUUCUUUUAUUAGAUCUGUUCUGUGCUUAUCUACUUUACUGUUAUUUUGGGGGGGGGCACAUUUUUAAUUUUUUUUUUUUUUGGUACUGGGGAUCGAACUUGGGAGCAACCUCACAUUUGCCAGGCAGGCAUUUAUGCUGCUGAGUUAAAUCCCCAGCCCUAUCAUGCUUUUUAUAUAUUUUUUUCUAACUUUUCCUACCACUUAAUUUUUUUCUGAUUGUUAUUAUUAUUUACUAUUUUAAGCCAAAUCUUGCUGUGUAGUUCAAGGCUCUGGCAGUGAUCCUCCUGCCUCAGUCUUCCCGUUACUGAGAUUAUGGGUGUGUGUUGCCACGCCCAGCUCUGAUUAAUUCUGGAUUUCUGGUUUAUUUGCCCCUUAUUUUUGAGUAAAAAAUACCUUUUUUUUUUUUUCUUGUAUAGCUUUUGCCAUGUCCAUUUCAUGGGCUUGAAAUUAUAUUAGGAAGGGGCUGGGCAUUUAGCUCAGCGGCAUAAGUGCCUGCCUUGCAAGCGUGCAGUCGUGAGUUCGAUCCCCGGUACCGGUAAAAAGGAAAAAGACCAAAAAAAAAAAAAAAAAAAAAAAAAAAAAUUAUAUUAGGACACAUUUGGCUACAAAUAGUAGAACACCUAUUUGCUUUCUUGUUGGAACAAAAUACCUAGCAUCUGCAACCUUUAAAGAGGAAACUUUUUUUUGUCCCAGAUCAAACUCACAACCUUGUGCUUACCAGGCAGAGGUUCAGGCCCAAGAGGGAACUUUUAAAUUUGGCUCCUGGUUUCAGAGGAUUCAGUCACUGAUGAGUGAAGCUGCUUAUCCCACUGCAGCCAGGAAGCAGAGAGGAAGGGGCCAGGGGCUAUGUGAACACCCAAGGUCACUCCUCCAUGAGCCACUCAGACACACCCAGAACUGAACUUCCUCAAGCCAGUCAAGUUAACAGAGAAGAUCCACCAUCCCAAUGGCCAUCUAACAGUAAGUUGGAUGAUGCAGACAUUUGUUAUUCAUUUAACAAGCCUGAGAGUAGCUAUUUCUAGGGUAGAUGUUUCCAUGGCUUAACACUGUCCUCAGGGACUUACACUUUUUCUAGCAUUUUGCCUCAUCAGCAGUAGCACCUUGGCUUUUUUUUUUUUUUAAACUUUUUUUUUUUUUUUUUUUUUGUCUUUUUCCUUUUUAUUGGUACCGGGGAUCGAACUCACAACUGCCUACUUGCAAGGCAGGCGCUUAUGCCGCUGAGCUAAAUCCCCAGCCCCAGCACCUUGGCUUUUUGUCUGUCCUCAUGCUCAUCACUGCAGGAAAGCUGCAACAGUUCCAGACAUCACAUGCUCUAUCCCACUUAUACACAGGAAAAACAAAGGAGGGGAAAAUGAGAUUCAGUUCUCCCUGCCUCAAAUGUCUCUUAAAAAAUCAGAAGGCUCUCUUAACAUUUUCUUACACUGAUUGUUUAUAAUUGGGCCACAUGGCCUCACCUGUCUUUGAGAAGAUAAGAAAUGUCUGACAGCUGGGUGUGAUGGCACAUGCCUGUCACCCCAGCACUCAGGAGGCUGAGCCAGGGUGGUCACCACAAGUUGGAGGCCAGCCUGGGCUAAAGUGAGUUCAUGGCCAGCCUGAACUUCAAAUCAGGACUUUGUCUCAAAAGAAAAAAGUGUGACAGGGGAUAGGGUUACAUGACCCAGGCAAUCAUGACUCACACCCUGGGCUACCAACAAUGGCAUUCUGUCUAAACUAGAUUCCAGAUAGUUUUUCCUCUUCGAGUUUAACUGCAACGGCUUUGAUGCAUACCAAUUUGUGAUUAGUUUAUUCUUCAGUUUAUCCCUUACGUCACUACAUUAAAUUCCUAUUUGUUGCUCAUGAUGGGGUCGCCAUGAAUAGUUUGGGAUGGCCUUGCAUUUACCAUGUAGUGCAGGCUGACCUUAAACUCUUGGCAACCUUUUUUUUAGCCUCGGGCCCCUGAAUGCCGGGGUGAUAUAGAUGUGUGCCAUGGUGCCUGGCUGUGUUAAAUCCCUCUUUAAUUUGCUUUAAACUCAACCUUGUGUCAUAUUUCUUUCUUUUUCUUUCAGACAAAAUUACUGUUGCUACUUUGCCCACACUGGGCUCAAACUAUUUUUUCUCUCUUUUUUUUCUUUUGAGACAGGGUUUUGCUUUGAAGUUGAGGCUGGCCCUGAAGUCUCUAUGUAGCCCAGGCUGGCCUCAAACUCACGGUGAUCCUCCUGCCUCAGCUGGGAUCACAGGUGUGUGCCACCGUGCCUGGCUCAGGCUCAAACUUUUUUUUUAUCUUUUUUUUUUUCUUUUUCUUUUUUCCAGUACCGGGGAUCGAACUCAGAACCACCUGCUUGCAAGGCAGGUGCUUAUGCCGCUGAGCUAAAUUCCCAGCCUGAGGCUCAAACUUUUAAUGCUUCUUCCUGCUUCAGCCUCUCAGAGUCCUGGGGUACAGGUUUUGUGCCACCACAACCCACUUAAUGCUCCGCUCCUGCUUCUUAAAUUUGAGGGUUUCGUGCCAUCUCUUUGUUCAUGGUUUCUCUUCCUCGCCCCCUCUUUCUCACUGUUUCUUGUCAGCGCUGCGGCAGGAUUUUUUCUGUUCACAUUUAGUGUGAUACCCUUUACUGUGACAUUUUCCUUCCUGCUUCGUUUUUCUUCACUCUGGUGGCACCCAGUACAGUGGCAGCAGCCGAGACAGAGGUUCUGGGUCAGCACCCAGGUCCAGGUGUGGGUGGCGGGGCUUGACCAGCGAGGUUGCUUGUUCCAGGUGUUAAUCAGAACUCUGAAUAAUGCCAUUUCAAGUUUGUCGGUAUUUUGGCUGUUUAUUUUUCAAUCAAUUCUACAGGGCCUCUCUGCUCAGUCAAGUUUUAUGUGGACAAUGAAAAUAUUUUUCAUGGCAGACAGUGGGACAGUGGAAACAUUUCCUGCCUGUGGGGGUCCAGGUGUACAGCUGGCAGCCAACGCCUUCAGGUGUCAGAACAGACCUCCCCAGGGACACAAGCACGCUCGGCCCCUUUGCCCUUCACAGCCAAGAAUGAGCCGCCGCAGGUCAGCGUCAGACCCAACCGGUCCCUUCCGUAAUGAGCUCCCCCUGGGCUCCAGCGGUGCCCGCUCCUGCACCCCGAGGACGCUCGGUGCAUUUCCCCCUGCGCGCGCUCUAGUCUGGGUACCCUCUGACUGCCCUCCAAAGGCCACCGGCGCGGCACUCCCUACAGAAGGGACAGAGGACAGCAGGAGUGCCAGAUGCUCCAGGGCAUUCUCCCAACAAAUGUCUUUCUUGGUUCCACAAGAGCCUUUUAUUCUCCUUUUUAUGAGAGGACCUGAUUCCUCCCUUAGACAGUAA
Molecule: messenger RNA, 11569 nt
Organism: Cavia porcellus (domestic guinea pig)
Lineage: Eukaryota; Metazoa; Chordata; Mammalia; Rodentia; Caviidae
Exons: 2
Coding region: 10640-11569 (309 amino acids)
Source: RefSeq, a predicted model, not a curated record